Molecule: messenger RNA, 1845 nt
Organism: Populus euphratica (Euphrates poplar)
Lineage: Eukaryota; Viridiplantae; Streptophyta; Magnoliopsida; Malpighiales; Salicaceae
Exons: 2
Coding region: 580-1242 (220 amino acids)
Source: RefSeq, a predicted model, not a curated record
CUUUCUUGGGUUAUGAGUUAGAAGGUUAAUCAAUUGCCGAGAGAGCUAAAAGGUAAUGGAAUUAAAGCUCAGUUACUUGAACAUGCCUUUCCUGGAAACUGAACAUGACUUUUGGCACACCAUGCCCGCAUGGGUUCAAUUCUGCUCCUUUAGAACUUUCUGCGGUUGUGCACCGCCACCUAUCAAACCGUGCAUGCGAAGCUACCUUUAUCAUCCAGUGGUUUGAAAUGAAAAGCACAUCAAUUCAUACAUUUUCUGAGGCCUUGCUCCUCAUACCAUGACGAGACACCAAAUUGUUGAUAAAGGGUGUGUCCCCUCCGAUAAAAGGGUUGCCUUGGACACCACCUCGCCCCCACAAUCUGUGCAGUAAUCAAUUCAUAACUUCAAAAGGCAAUCCACUACCCACACAAAGGUUUUCAGCUUUUUGCUUUUGUGCCAUCGGAAACCAAAAGAGAACCCUCUACUGCUGCCCCAUCUCCUCCGGUCCCUCGUAAGUCAUCCUCAAACAAAACUCAGCGUUGCCUCUUCAACUGGUUGUGAUCACAUGCCAUCCAUUUCGUGAGAAAACAAGUAAAAUAAAUGAAAUCAGUGAAGGGAAGAUUCCUCAAGAAAUUGAAUUUCAUUCCAAGUAUAAGCACACUGAAACAAGGUCUAGUUUCCCAUAUGAACUCCUCAGAAAACUUUUCCGAUCAGAGCUUGCAGAUACCACCAAUUUACAUACAAAAGGAUCACAAGAAAGACAGUCUAUCUGGUGAUUUUGGUGUGUCAAAGCAAAAACCAGAAUCCAAUGAUGAAGAACUGGACUUGGGAAUUAAUCUCUUCGACAAGGUGAACACCACACCCUCCAUAGUAUCCAAUGACAGAUUAUCUGUAAUGGCCCCAGUCGCUACAGAUAUCAACGUGGAGCAAUACACGGGAAGUGAAGCUGAGAAAGAGAUUGAAGGACACCCAUCUCUUUCAGAUUUUGAAGAGAAAUGUCUUCCCGGAGGAAGUCAGGCUGUAAUUCUCUACACAACAAGCUUGAGAAGUAUAAGAAAGACAUUUGAGGAUUGUCAUGCUAUUCGGUUUUUGUUGGAAAGUUUUAAAGUAAUAUUCCACGAGAAAGAUGUUUCGUUGCACUUGGAAUUCAGGGAGGAACUAUGGAGGAUAAUGGGUGGCAGGGUGAUUCCUCCAAGGCUUUUCAUAAAGGGAAGGUACAUAGGAGGAGCUGAUGAAGUGACUGGUUUGCAUGAGCAAGAUUAGGUUGAAUUAUUGUUUUCUAGGAUGAUGAGGAAACACGGCCCUCAGGAAGCAAGAAAGGGAAGGAUGAUGACAAUAUGGGAAAGAAUCUAUUCAACGUGGGUUUCUGUCAGGUGUGGAGCCUUGUGAAGUUGAGCUUGAAUCAUUGUCAAGAUAAGUUUCGAACGAUAAUGGGUUGGGAGAACAUGCACAUGGCUCUUCAAAAGAUUAUAACAAAAGGUCACUGGUUGGUAACAAAGCUAGUAUGGUGCGAUAAAGGAAAGUGUAAGGCCAUGAUGAUGCUUUUCACGCCAAAGGCCUUUUAUGAUGAGUCGUAUAAUGCAGCUUUCUUGCAUUGUCAAACUAGGCUACCAGUUCUUGAUUCAUGCUUUCAGUCCAUGAAAGCAGUGGAGCAAAACUAUUUUGAUUUCUUGCUUUAAAUAUUCUGGUAGUUGUUGCUCGACUCUUCCGGAACUUCUAGCUUUUCGGCUGAUUUGAAGUGUCUGAAUGGUGUACUCUUGUCCAAGCAUUUUUAUUCUAUACAAAUGCAGAGGAUAAUUCAAAGUAAAAUAGGCAGGAAAUUAACCCAGAAGAAAAUCGUGGCACGUAAGCGACUAUAGAGCCAAU